Podospora anserina S mat+ is the source of this 1632-nucleotide messenger RNA. RefSeq lists its product as uncharacterized. Gene Ontology annotation, molecular function: carbohydrate:proton symporter activity. NCBI's taxonomy places the organism in Eukaryota, Fungi, Ascomycota, Sordariomycetes, Sordariales, Podosporaceae. The record is from RefSeq and is a predicted model, not a curated record. The transcript has a single exon. Gene Ontology annotation, biological process: carbohydrate transport; transmembrane transport. Bases 1 to 1632 code for a protein of 543 amino acids. Gene Ontology annotation, cellular component: membrane.
AUGACGCUCCUCUCUCUUAAGGAGGACAGGCCGACGCCAAAGGCCGUGUACAACUGGCGUGUCUACACAUGUGCGGCUGUUGCUUCCUUCGCAGCAUGCACGAUCGGUUACGAUUCGGCCUUCAUCGGCGGCACACUCGCCCUCCCGUCCUUUGAAGAAGAGUUUGACUUCGCCUCGUAUAGCGAAUCCGGCCGCGCCUUGCUGAAGGCCAACAUUGUUUCAGUCUACCAGGCCGGUGCUUUCUUCGGCAGCUUAUUUGCCUACGUCACAAGCCAUUUUGGGGGCAGACGGAUUUCUCUCUUCAUCUUCAGCGUGGUUUUCUGUAUUGGCGCGGGUAUCAUGCUUGCUGCCAACGGAGACAGAGGCAUGGCGCCCAUCAUCGCUGGCAGAGUCCUUGCUGGUAUCGGUGUAGGUGGCUGCUCCAAUAUGGUCCCAAUCUACAUCUCUGAAUUGUCUCCGCCUGCCGUCAGAGGGCGUCUUGUGGGCAUCUAUGAGCUUGGGUGGCAGAUGGGAGGUCUCGUUGGCUUCUGGAUCAACUAUGGCGUCAACACCACACUGGCCCCUUCUCACAAGCAGUGGAUCAUCCCAUUUGCUGUGCAGCUCAUCCCGGCUGGCCUGCUUCUGAUCGGUGCUUUCUGGCUCAGGGAGUCUCCCAGAUGGCUCUUCGCGAACGGCAAAAAGGAGGAGGGCUUGAAGGUUUUGUGCUGGAUGCGGAAUCUGGAGCCGACAGAUACCUAUAUCCUGGAGGAAGUCAGCUAUAUUGAAGCGGACCUCGAGCGUUUCGAGCGCGAGGUCGGCAAGGGCUUCUGGAAGCCUUUCCUCUCACUGAAGCAGCGCAAGGUCCAAUGGCGCUUCUUUAUCGGCGGCAUUCUCUUCCUCUUCCAAAACGGCAGCGGUAUCAACGCCAUCAACUACUACAGUCCCACCGUGUUCCGCAGCAUUGGAAUCGAUGGUGUUAACACUGGCCUCUUGACGACAGGCAUUUUUGGUGUUGUCAAGACUGUCCUGACGAUUAUCUGGCUCCUCUGGCUCGUCGACCUCGCCGGCAGACGCCGCAUGCUUUUCAUCGGUGCUACAGGCGGUUCACUCUGCAUGUGGUACAUCGGCGCCUACAUCAAGCUUGCUAAGCCCGAGCAGAGCGCCAGCGGUGAGCUGACAUCCGCCGGAAUCUCGGCAGUCUUCUUCUUCUAUCUCUGGACCGCUUUUUACACACCCUCUUGGAACGGCACACCUUGGGUCAUCAACAGCGAGAUGUUCGACCAAAACACUCGCUCUCUCGGCCAAGCUUCAGCCGCCGCCAACAAUUGGUUCUGGAACUUCUUGAUCAGCCGCUUCACCCCUCAGAUGUUCCUCAAGAUGGAGUACGGCGUCUACUUCUUCUUCGCCUCGCUCAUGAUCCUCUCGAUCAUCUUCAUCUUCUUCUUUGUCCCCGAAACAAAGUCUAUUCCCCUUGAGGCGAUGGAUAGGCUCUUUGAGAUCAAGCCGGUGCACAGAGCCAACAAGCUCCUGAUGGCCGAGCUCCAGCAGACCAGUGAUAUGGGCCACGGUGCAGAGGAGAGUGUGGGCAAGGACUCGUCGUCGACGGAUGAGAAGAUGAGACAGGCUGGGUUUGUUCAGGCUGAGAAUGUUUAA